Messenger RNA from Meloidogyne enterolobii, 222 nucleotides. The record is from the annotation of a GenBank genome assembly. NCBI's taxonomy places the organism in Eukaryota, Metazoa, Nematoda, Chromadorea, Rhabditida, Meloidogynidae.
AUGGAUUGCUCAUUCCUUCGUUUAGCCCCAAUCAAAGUUGAAAUAGUUCGAUUUGAACCCUUAGCCGUUAUAUUUCGAAAUGUUAUUGGUGAUGAAGAGAUCGAAAUAAUGCAGAAUAUAGCGUUAAAAAGAUUAAUGAUAGCUAGGGUUCAAAAUGCUGCUACGGGUGAAGCCAUGCUUUCAAAAUAUAGAAUUAGCAAAAAGUUUGGCUUAAAAUAUUAG